This is a messenger RNA of Mesorhabditis spiculigera, 1293 nucleotides long. Lineage: Eukaryota; Metazoa; Nematoda; Chromadorea; Rhabditida; Rhabditidae. The record is from the annotation of a GenBank genome assembly.
AUGUCCGCAGACGAUCGCUACGAUCUUGUCAUCUAUGGGGCCACCGGAUUCACCGGCCUUCGCUGCGUGAUCUCUUAUAUUAAAUCCCCUUUGUUCCGGGAUCUAACGCUCGCUGUAGCCGGGCGCAGUGAGACGAAGUUGCGCAAAGCUCUCGAUGAUGUUUCAACGGAAACCGGUGUAAACACGCGGGACGUGGCAAUCAUCGUUGCUUCAACAGAAGAUGACGCUUCGCUUCACGCCAUGGCAAAGAAAGCCCGUGUCAUCGUCAAUGCUGUUGGCCCAUAUCGCCUCCACGGAGAAGCCGUCGUCCGAGCAGCCGUCGAAGAAGGCGCUUCCCAUGUCGACAUUUCCGGAGAACCAGCUUUUCUGGAGAAGAUGCAGCAAAAAUACUCCCAACUGGCCAAGGAAAAGGGAGUCUAUGUUGUAGGCGCGUGUGGUUGGGAUUCUAUCCCUGCUGAUCUGGGAGUCAAUUUUUUGAAGAAAAACUUCCCCGGAGAACUGAAUCACGCAGAGACGUUUGUGCAACUUGUUACCGGCCCAGCGGGUUAUUCAUUCAACGCUGGGACCUAUCAAACUCUCGUUUUGGGCAUUGCUUCGGUGAUGAGUGACGGUCUAGGAAAGAUUCGCCGCGAGAUCAUGCCGGAAAAGAUUCCGAGGCCUAGUGUGAAGCCGCCGAAGAGAGGCAAAUGCUGGAAGAUCAGCGAACCAGAAUUACAUGGAGGAUUCGCCUUGCCGUUUAUGGGAUCUGACAAGUCUAUCGUGCAGCGCACUCAAUAUUUCCAAUAUGUCGAAGAAAAGCAGAGACCGGUUCUCGUUGAAACUUACAUCCGAAUCGGCUCGUUGUUGUGGGCUGUCUUGCUUGGGCUCUGGGUCGGAGUUUUCGGGCUCUUCUGUAUGUGGGCACCGACCAGGAAGCUGCUCCAGAAAUACCCUGAUAUUUGCAGCUUCAACAUGUUCAAGAAUUCGGGACCUACACGCGAACAGAUGGAGCAGGCCGGCUUCAUCUAUUGGUUUGUGGGGCGCGGAUAUUCGAAGAAAUUGCCGCUCGAUCAAGAACACGAGGAUAAACCGGAUCAAAGGUUGGUCGUCACCUGCCGUGGACCAGACGCCGGCUACAUUGCUACCUCCGGUUGCGUGAUGUCCGCAGCGUUGGCAUUGUUGAAGGACAAGGAGCAGCUCCCGAAGAACGGUGGCGUCUACACGACGGCCUCUGCUUUCGCGCACACCCGCAUCUACGAAUACCUGGAGUCGUUCAAUGUCAAGUUCCGUGUUGAGGGAAACGGUGCAAAGAUU